Arvicanthis niloticus (Nile rat) is the source of this 3824-nucleotide messenger RNA. RefSeq names its product homeobox containing 1 (gene Hmbox1). Gene Ontology annotation, cellular component: nucleus. Lineage: Eukaryota; Metazoa; Chordata; Mammalia; Rodentia; Muridae. Gene Ontology annotation, molecular function: double-stranded telomeric DNA binding. Gene Ontology annotation, biological process: positive regulation of DNA-templated transcription. The record is from RefSeq and is a predicted model, not a curated record.
AAUAUGGCGGUUGUCAGCCAGACAAAGACAGUCAGUCUGAUGUGAUUGAGACAAGGGAGGUUUUCAGGGGGAGACUGGGAGAUAGGGGCCUCCCCUCCCCCCUCGGCUCUUCCUGCGCGGGCCUGGAGCCCUCCUCAGCCCCUCCCGCAGGGUGCCCCGCGGUGAAGAUCCCCUCCCCCUCCUGCCUUCCUCCUCCCUCCCUCAGCCUUGCAUUGGGACGCUGGGGAGGGGGCUGAGCCGGGUGCAGAGAACUCUCAGCUGGAUUUUCGAGAAUGGUAAAUAAGGCUGGCCAUCUUUGGAAAGGCCAUUGAUCUGCCUCAUGUAAAGUAUGCUCAGCUCCUUUCCAGUGGUUUUGCUGGAAACCAUGUCUCACUAUACAGAUGAACCCAGAUUUACCAUAGAACAGAUAGAUCUGCUCCAACGUCUUCGGCGUACCGGAAUGACCAAACAUGAAAUUCUUCAUGCAUUAGAAACUUUGGACCGUCUUGAUCAAGAGCAUAGUGAUAAGUUUGGAAGGAGAUCCAGCUAUGGGGGAAGCUCGUAUGGGAACAGUACCAACAAUGUUCAAGCAUCCUCCUCUACAGCCACAGCUUCCACGCAGACCCAGCACUCGGGAAUGUCCCCAUCACCCAGCAACAGUUAUGAUACCUCCCCACUGCCUUGCACUACCAAUCAAAAUGGGAGGGAGAACAAUGAUCGAUUGUCCACAUCCAAUGGGAAGAUGUCACCAUCUCGCUACCAUGGAAACAGCAUGGGUCAGAGGUCGUAUAGCUUUGAAGCCUCAGAAGAGGACCUAGAUGUAGAUGAUAAAGUGGAGGAAUUAAUGAGGAGGGACAGCAGUGUGAUAAAAGAGGAAAUCAAAGCCUUUCUUGCCAAUCGGAGGAUUUCCCAAGCAGUUGUUGCACAGGUAACAGGGAUCAGUCAGAGUCGAAUCUCUCACUGGCUGCUGCAGCAGGGAUCAGAUUUGAGUGAGCAGAAGAAAAGAGCAUUCUACCGCUGGUAUCAACUUGAGAAGACAAACCCUGGGGCUACGUUAAGUAUGAGACCUGCCCCCAUUCCAAUAGAGGACCCUGAAUGGAGACAAACACCUCCCCCAGUCUCCGCCACACCUGGAACCUUCCGGCUUCGAAGAGGGAGUAGAUUUACCUGGAGAAAGGAGUGCCUAGCUGUCAUGGAAAGUUACUUCAAUGAGAACCAGUACCCAGAUGAAGCAAAGCGAGAGGAGAUCGCCAACGCUUGCAAUGCAGUCAUCCAGAAACCAGGCAAAAAGCUGUCUGACCUGGAACGAGUUACCUCUCUGAAAGUAUAUAAUUGGUUCGCUAAUCGACGGAAGGAGAUCAAGAGGAGAGCCAAUAUCGCAGCAAUCCUGGAGAGUCAUGGGAUAGAUGUACAGAGUCCAGGAGGCCACUCCAACAGUGACGACGUGGACGGGAACGACUACUCCGAGCAGGAUGACAGCACCAGCCAUAGUGACCACCAAGAUCCCAUCUCGUUAGCUGUGGAGAUGGCCGCCGUCAACCACACUAUCUUGGCAUUGGCCCGGCAGGGAGCCAAUGAAAUCAAGACAGAGGCCCUGGAUGAUGACUGAUCAGGGAGUUAAACAGUUAACUUAGUUUAGACGUAGCACCUUAGCAGACUUUCCUCGGUCCUUAACAUGUGUUCUUACAGUAUAACUUACAGUUUCUUGUAUGUCAGGUAGCCAUUAGGGUCUUGUUCUGUGAAGAUGGCAUGGUGCCCUCAGCCUUUGCAUAUACUCUCUCAGUAUUAAAAUUCCAGUAAGUAAGAAGCAAACAAACAAACUUCCCUCUCCCAGCCCCUGAGGCUAAAAAAAAAAUCUAGCUGCUCCGUCUUAGCAUUCCAAGAAAGUGCUUCCAGGUAUUUAGAUAACCCUCAGUUCUCAAAUAUUAGGCUCUGUGUAAAAUCUUGGGUACCUUUAGAUUCAUGUAACACUAGGCUGUACCCCGUCCCUGCCCUAAGACUGAUUGGACGCAAGCUGAGGUAGUGGCACAGGGCCGACAGACACCAUCUGGGAAGCAUCCGUGGAGUGGAGCACAAGGGACACUAAAGCCCCGCCUCGGCGUGAGACUCACUGAUUCAGCUGCAAUAAGCCGUGCCUCCCAGUCACAGUGUGGCCAGGCUUUACUUCUCUGGGUGCUGUGUUAAGAAUGUCAUUGGAAUCCCAAGCUCAGAUCUUGGUUAAUGCUAACAUGCCCGACACAGACAUCCUUCUCUCUUACAAGUUGCGUGACCUAGUAGAUAAUAUACUGCCUUCUGCCUUUGGGACCACGAUUCUAAAACAAAAAGGACAAAAACCAAGUUCUGAAAAGCAAAGCCCAGCUUGAGAGCCAUAGGGCAAAGCAUGAGCUGAAUGUCGGAUGGAUGCUGAGCCCAGUCCUCAGAGCCGCUAUACAUUCCACAGCUCGUACCGGCACCUGCCUGGGAAAGUGCAGGAGUUACCUUGGAAGUUGCUUUGCCUCCUGUUGGGGCCCCCUCCCUGCUACCAAAAAGGAUAGUGCUGAGGUCCAGAGUGAGUGAAAAAGCAGGCUUUGUACCCGUCACCUGAAGCCCACCCAGAGUUGCUAGGACUCUGCAGGGGACUGUGGCAACUUGACUGUCACAGGUGGAGAUCCUUGCCUAGCUAGGGGCAGGGAACGCAGGGGACAUUACCACCUAUAUCAUGAGCGUGUGGGACAGCAGGGUGUCUGCUGUGUUCCCGUUACCUGUCCUUGUGGAGGUGUAAAAGCUAUAUUGCUACAGGCAAUUUAUUUAAUAAUUGGAAGCCAUAUUGAUAAUGGAUGUGGUAAUAUUUGUAGUUUAAUCUACUUUAAGCGGCAGUAACUAAUGGAAUUUUUUCCUUGAUCACAUAUGUAGCACUUUUGUUACUUUUUAAAGAUAUUUAUAUUUGAUAAAUCUUUUUUUCAUUUUGAGAACUCAAAAUACCAAACAGUGAACUUGCGUUAUAAAGUCACCCUGUGGUCACCUUGUCAUCUAGUAGCAAAGUGAUGAACUAUUCAUGCAUCAAAGAAAAUUACAUCUGCUGGCCUUGUGUGAAAAUGAUCUCCUGGAGCCCUGAUUAAAUAGCACACUGUCACUGUGGGUGAGAAGAAACAGCCUUCAGUGAAUUGGUGCAGUGUGUGCUGAGAGAGGCUGAUCGUUUUCUGCCUCCUCCCAUCUCCACUCUGUUGUGUCUGAAGAAGCCUUGCUUAGAGGGCAGUGUGGAGUGGGUCUUUGAGCAGGCUUCCAUCUGUUUGUCCAUUGCCUGAACCAAUCUCUAAAAUAGAAAGUAGGUGCCAUCUCCUCACCCCCUUCUUCCUCACCAAGUGUGUUCAACUUCAUAACUGUUAUGAGAGUCCACGCUGACCCUCCUCACUUUCCCCUGUGUGCUGGCCCGAGCCUCUGUAUCCACAGUGUUUAGCUGGUUUUACUGGGGCACACUUUGUCUGGAUUAUCCCUUAGGUAUAAGUCUUGGUUACAGGAAUGUGAGGAGUCAAGUCGUUAUUGAGGAGCUGAGGAUGCUACCCCACCUAUGUCUGCAACUUUGAAGAGCGCUAGGUAGGGCUUGGCCCUGCUCCUAUCAGUAGACUUCGGGGGGGGAAAUGCCUGCAUUUUUCCCAGCUCUGAGAACUGAAGUAAAAUGGAGCCAUCUUCUCUUACUGUAUUACUUGAACCCACAAAUUUAAGAAUAGCAUUUCUUAUUCUCAGGAACGAACCCCCCACACCUAUAGAAUCUUGCAUGGUUUAUUUGAUUUUUGUUUGUUUGUUUCACUUAGGAGGUUGCAUUGCCUUCUUUCUUUCCUUUUGUUUACUUGGAAGGAAUAUUCUUA